Messenger RNA from Aspergillus glaucus CBS 516.65, 1314 nucleotides. RefSeq names its product alpha/beta fold hydrolase. Bases 1 to 1314 code for a protein of 437 amino acids. The transcript is spliced from 3 exons. The record is from RefSeq and is a predicted model, not a curated record. NCBI's taxonomy places the organism in Eukaryota, Fungi, Ascomycota, Eurotiomycetes, Eurotiales, Aspergillaceae.
AUGUCCGAACACCCCUGGUACAAUCUCCCCACGCAACUGGGCAGCAUCAUCCCAGAGUUCAACCGCGCCGUGACCCAAAACCCCCAGUUCCUCGCAUUCACAAACACCACCCAUAUCUCAAUCCCGAUAUCCUUCGCCAUAAAAUCCGUCGGCAGCGACGACGCUAUCAUCUUCACCUUCAACCAAAGCACAGGAAGUGCCCGCGUGGGCCCCUACACAGAUGCCCUGUUCUCCCUCGCCGCGCUGCCAACGCAAUGGGAGAACUUAUUCAAGAAGAACCCAGCCAUACCGUACCAGAGUUUCUGGGCUCUUUACGGACAGAACAUCCGCCAGGACAGCGUUGCAGUGAUCGGCGACCAACUCGCGUUUGCUAACUAUGCGCAUAUCUGGCGCACAAUGCUGGAUGUCCUGCACGACACUUACUGCGGGCCUAACGAUGUCUCUGCCCAGCCCGAACAGGAAGAAGACUACCUGACAGGCCGGUACAUCUUCGUGCAGAGCAAAGGCUGGGGCCGGUGUAAGAUCUUCUACGAGAGCAGCGGCACGGGCCCGUGUGAGAUCGUCUUCCUGCACACGGCGGGGUCUGAUAGUCGGCAGUACCACGGGGUCAUGAAUGAUGCAAGGAUGAGGGCUCGGUGUACGAUGUAUGCGUUUGAUUUGCCUUCGCAUGGGAGGAGUUUUCCGAGUCUGGAGUAUCCGGCUGGUGGGCAUACGAAUAGCGAGGAUGCGUAUCUUGGCUGUAUUGCGGGGAUGAUUAGGGAGUUGGGGUUGAAAGAUCCUAUUUUGUGUGGUGCGUCGAUGGCCGGGCAGGCGUGUAUUGCUGCUGCUAUUCGUGCGGAGGAGGUUGGGAUUGGUGGUUCUAUUCCACUGCAGGGAUGCGAGCGCGUUGAGAUGAACCGUGAGUGGCACGACAAGUCCCCUCUCAUCAACAGCGCCACUUUCAACCCGGAAUGGGUCUACGGAAUGAUGUGUCCAACAGCCCCCCACGAAAACCGGCAACUCCUCUGGCACACCUACAGCGCGCAAGCCUACGGCGUAUACCACGGCGACCUAGACUUCUAUUUCAACGGCUGGGACGGCCGCGGCAGAGUCGAAACCAUCAACACAAAGAAAUGCCCAAUUUACUUCCUCGCCGGCGAGUACGACUGGAGUAACACGCCUGAGAUGUCGGAGAACACGGCUAAUAAGAUUGCCGGGGCGAGGUUCAAGCGAAUGCCAAAGCUGGGUCAUUUCCCGGCUACGGAGGAUCCGGCGGUAUUUGUGCCGCAUUUGUUGGAGGCGGUUGAUCAUUGUGCUGAGAAGGGUGGGGAUUGA